Molecule: messenger RNA, 264 nt
Organism: Klebsormidium nitens
Lineage: Eukaryota; Viridiplantae; Streptophyta; Klebsormidiophyceae; Klebsormidiales; Klebsormidiaceae
Source: the annotation of a GenBank genome assembly
AUGGCGUCCAGAACGAUCGCCGCUCUCUUGGGCUUGCUUAUGGUGGGAGCGCUAGGCCGCGAGGUGAACGGCGCUCGUCUACCGAAGCAGGGAAGCAGGGACGUGGCUAAACCGAGCGAGGUCAUUUCUACCAGCUCGCGCAAGCUGCUACAGAACGCAGGCUCCUGCGCCUUCGUGAACGCCCCGAGCGCUUCUGGCGCCGACGGGGGCGUGAACCCCAACGGUGUUCUCUGCCGAUUCUUCUUCUCCCAGAUUUCAUUAUGA